AUGUCCAGCACUCACUCUUUAGAAGAUGUCAACAAAAAAGUGAAAAGAAGAGGAAAAGUCUCGAGUGUCAAUCGAGGGCGUCGCCCAGCGGAAGAUGAUAAACCUUACAGUCGAAAUGACGCCCGCAACAAAAGCAUCAACAGACUAACCGAGACUUAUAGUCCAUCUCUGAAUUUUUAUCCUGACGACUACGAAGUUUCCUACGAUUCGUAUUCCGCAGAUAUCAGCAGCAUGUCGACCAAAGACACAAAGGCAAAAGGCAAGAAAAAAGGCGGCAAGAAGAAGGGGAAAGAGAAAGACCGGAAAGAAUCGAAUAAAUCCGAAGAAAACCCGCCAAAAUCUCCCGAGCCUGUGGAGGAAAUAAAAGUGUCUCAAGGUAACUUACAAGAAAAGAGGCACUCAUCUAUCGUGAGGAAAAAUGUGGAAGGAGGCAAACGCUCAGAUAGCAUUUUGAGUCUCUUAAAGAACUCGCUUCAUUCAAAGACUUCCUUAUCAAAAGCAAAUGCCGAACCCAUGGUUCAGAGGGCUUCUAAUGUUGUUAGACCACCCAGUAGCAGGCAGUUUGUAGUGACUAAGAAAUCAGUGGCCGAUUUCGGAUGUAGCGUUCCUGGCGAUUUUAGUAACCUUCAGUUAUCGGGAAGCACCAAUAAGCUUCUGAGGGCAUCGUAUCAGGCAGUACCACGGCAAGAAAGUUUAAAGCUAAACGACAUCGCAACCCAGACAGCCCCUCACGUCUGCCGACAGUGUGAUGAUUCCAAUUAUUUAAUGUCACGGCAAAUGCCCAACGAGGCUUCCAGUCAAGGGAGGCUAGCCAGUCUGGCUGCUCAAGAGGCUGGUAAUACUUACAUGUACUCCCCUCCAAACAGAUAUAUCCCCGAGGUUAAUGCUCCGUAUCAUUAUCAAGGCUCCACCACCGUGUCGGGUGGAUUACGUGAAGAGUUGAGACAAAGCAUUAUUUCCCAAUCCAGAAAUGCGCCUUAUGUUGGUGCUGAAAGAGGCGGACAAGUUAACCACUACCCCGCUUAUGAUGCUGAUAAAACCAAACUAUUGAAAAGUAACAAAAGCAAAUAUAUUUGUUACCGAGUACCUAAUGCAGAAAACAACGAAAUAAAUACAGAACAUGACAUGAGAGCACAAUUGCUUGGAAAUAAAUCGGUGAUGAAUAAAACCACUUCAUCGCCUUUGAUCAAUUAUGCCACACGAGUGCCCAAAGAAAGGGACUGCCCUUCAAAUAUACAACUUGACCCUAAUGCAUACAAAACAACAACAGCGUCCACCUCAGAAACCAAUGCUGCACAAAGGUGGUCUCGUAGAUCACAAAACGUUGUGGAGAACUCCACUGGUCCCUCCAGGAACAGAACAUCUGGGCAAAUGAAAAAGUCUAACCUAUCACCACCAAUGGUCAGCUUUAAAUCCAAUGACAUGUUAGCUGACCAGGUUUACGAAGUAGGAGUCAGCAGAUCUUGCGAUUCUGUGAAAACGUUAAAGGAAUGGAAUACCUUGGUGGCCAGAGAUUUCCAGCAUCUUCUACAGCUUUACCAAAACUUUCAGAAGCUGAGUUUCAAAUACAAAUUGAAUGAUGACUAUGAUUUUGUGAGCGAUGUUGGAAACUGUAGUAUUCUAAAAGAGAACCAAACUAAUGAGGAUGUGAUGGACUACAGCGAUAGAUCAGAUCAGUCGGAAGACAAAUCUAUUGUAAUAUUGACAUCAGACGACGAGGCUUUGAGUAACAACAAUGAAUGCAGCAAUCAAGAAUCACAUCCUGAGAAAAACGUAAAUAAAAUUAUUACGGGCUUGGAAACAAGUAAGGAGCAUCAUAAACUCAUCAAAAUCUUCUGUGCUGCUAAAGCAGCUUCCGAAGUAGGGAUCAAAGUUCCAGGCAUCAACAGCCAAGGUUGGGUAGAUGAUGAAUUUGUUAAGCACCUUCAGCUUUCCAGACAAUUCGAUGUCCGAAGCACGAUCAACUAUUGUGCGAUUCAAGUGAAUCUACUCGACGAAGACGCCUACGAGUACCUCUUCAGCUAUGUGCAACUGUAUUGCGAGUUCCUGGCUGUAAAGAGAGACCGCAUUGGCUGCUGCAAUUACAUGGAACAAUAUCAGCCUCUUUUGACCGCUUUCAAAAAGUAUCUUGAUAUAUUCUUCACGUUUAGUGCGGCCAAACUUUUUCGCGAGGAAAGACAAAAAAUCCCUGGAUUAGAUGAACAAGGUUUUUUGGAGGAAGGAUUUAUUGAUUAUGUACAGAAUAGUGUAGAGUUCAACUUGCGCGUGAUGAUUGACCGAUGCAAUUCAUUCCCGGCCACUUCGUUCAGCUUAAAACAUGUGAAUUGUUACAUACAAGAAUAUCUUCGGCUUUAUAACUGCUACCAAGCAGACUUAAACAAGAAAUGCUCCCAACUGACUGGUGAUAUGAACAGGACUCAAACAAACCAACGUAAGAUGACCUUUGACACAAACUGUUCAACUGAUAAAGGUCAGAGCGAUUUAUCUGACUGCAAUCCCCCGGAAACAGAAGUCCAGCUAGUGUCUUUGCAAGUUGCUUCCUGUAAUGAAGUGUACGCUCGUCCAUGCGUGCAGACGGACAACCCCAAGGCUACUAAUUGCCUGAAUCAGUCGCAGCUUCAGAAUUCAGGGGUGAUAAAUGUAUCCUAUCGGAAGUCUCAACCAUCGAAUGCAUCUGCGGACAGCGGUUGUCAAGUAGAGCACUCUGAACUUUACAGCCUGCAGGAAGAAACGGAGCAAGAUCCACCAUUACAAGCGGUCAUGCAACAAAGAACAUCAGAAUUAAAUUCUAUCAAAGACAAAUGACAGAGAAGAAUGGAGAAAAAAGGUUGACAGAUCUUGUGUGGUAACCCAGCGGUUCAGCAGACCAAAGAAUAGGUGAAAGUG
Molecule: messenger RNA, 2886 nt
Organism: Biomphalaria glabrata
Lineage: Eukaryota; Metazoa; Mollusca; Gastropoda; Planorbidae
Exons: 2
Coding region: 1-2805 (934 amino acids)
Source: RefSeq, a predicted model, not a curated record